AUGUCCAUUGCCCGCAUCGCUUUCGGUUCCAUCACCAGCAAGACUUCGCUCGCUGCCCGUUCCGUUGCCGUCCGUGGCAUCGCUUCUUCUGCCGUCAUGAACAAGGACGUUGUCCAGGAGUUGUAUCUUAAGGAAUUGAAGGGUUACAAGCCUGCUCCUGUCAAGGCUGAUGAAUCCCAAGUCAAGGACCUCAAGCUUCCCCCUGCCCCUGCUGCUCCCACUGUUGACGCUGAUUUGGCCGAGCAAUUGGCUGCUUAUGACAAGGAGCCCGAGGAAGCUACUCAGUAA
Molecule: messenger RNA, 288 nt
Organism: Lichtheimia ornata
Lineage: Eukaryota; Fungi; Mucoromycota; Mucoromycetes; Mucorales; Lichtheimiaceae
Exons: 5
Coding region: 1-288 (95 amino acids)
Biological process (GO): proton motive force-driven ATP synthesis
Source: RefSeq, a predicted model, not a curated record